This is a messenger RNA of Xenia sp. Carnegie-2017, 2705 nucleotides long. RefSeq lists its product as uncharacterized. The record is from RefSeq and is a predicted model, not a curated record. Gene Ontology annotation, molecular function: protein binding. Bases 5 to 1882 code for a protein of 625 amino acids. The transcript has 5 exons. NCBI's taxonomy places the organism in Eukaryota, Metazoa, Cnidaria, Anthozoa, Malacalcyonacea, Xeniidae.
AGCGAUGAAAAUUCAAACAAAAGUAUUUGGACCUGACCAUGUUAAUAUUGCGACAACGUACAACAAUCUGGGUUUGGUGUAUAGAGAUAUGAGAGAUUACAAAAAAGCAAAAGAUUUUUAUGAACAAGCGAUGGAAAUUGAAACAAAAGCAUUUGGACCUGACCAUGUUAAUAUUGCGACAACAUACAACAAUCGGGGUUUGGUUUACAGUAAUAUGGGAGAGUACGAAAAAGCAAAAGAUUUUUAUGAACGAGCAAUGAAAAUUUUAACCAAUUUAAUUGGUGCUGAUGAGAAAAACAUGCAAUUUUCCAUAAAAGCAACGAAAGAUUUAGAUCUCACAGUUGAUACCGUGAAGAAGCAUUAUGUACCUCCCAUAGAUGAUGUAAAGAACAAUGAUGAUUUCUUUAUCAAAAAUUUUCUUAACGAACAUAACGAUAUUCGAGAUGAGAUUAUUGACAAAUUAAAGAGUUUUUCUUGGAUUUGUGGUGGAUAUGGUGUACGGUGGAAGCCUCGUCUUUCUUUGUUUGUGACUGUAGCAGCAGAAAGACAAAAUGAUGAAGAUGCAUUAAGAAAAGAAAUUGAUGAAACUUUUGGAUGGAAAGCUUCUCAUUACUUUGACUUUAUACCGGAACCACAAGAGCAAUCGCAAUUUCGUUGGUCACCAGACAUAGAAGUCAUAAAAAGGGAGAAAGGUCCAAAUCCCACGAGAGGAAAUAUUGAAGAUGAAUGUGAAACAAAGGCAAAAGGUCUUCCUGAUCACUAUGCCAGUUUUAAAGACGAUUCUAACGAAGAAAGUUCCAUCGAUGUUAACCCUGGUUAUAGUACGUCAAAGAAGUACUCUCGUCAUAAAUCCAAUGAUGAUCGUUUAUUUGAAGAAAUGUUUCUUGAUAAAAGAUUUGCCAUUCGAAAAGAUGUGCGUAUGAAGCUCAAAAGUUUACCUUGGAUGCGGGGAGAGUAUGGAAAAGUCGGUCCAAACGAGAAGAUACCAUAUUUCCAUUUGUUUAUCACAGUUGAUUAUGAUAAUGGAGAUUUUGAUGAAGAUAUAUUGAAAAAUGAAAUAAAUAAGAAUUUUGAACCUUAUGCUUUGAGGUAUUUUGAAUUUCGUCCGAAACCAUCCACGACACCGAAGCUUCAACUGCUAUCAAAGAUUGAAGUAGGAAGUAACAAUGGGACAGUUUCAAGAGGCACAUUAACAAUGUUCUGUUGUCACAACGGGAUACAUUACGCGUUGACAUGUUGCCAUGUUUGUUACAAUGGAGAUGGUGUUGACACAUUGUAUGAAAUGCAAAAUCAGAACAAAAAUGACCCAAACAAAUUCAAAUUACAUUUGAAUACAAAUCAAUACAACUACACGUCGCCUCCAAGUCCAUUAGGGCAUUUCAACAGCUAUAAUUUAGAAAAGAAUACGGACAUUUUGUCAAUAGAAGUCAAUGGAAAUUUUUUCGAAACAGUGGAUUGUAGACGAAGAGGAAUACAAAACCCAACUUGGAAUGGUGUAUGGGAGGAGCUGCACGAACGAGUUAACAUAGCACGUGAGCUAGUUGAAGUGAAAAAAUAUGACAAUAGGCGUUUGAAAGGAGAAAUUGUUAAUGAUUCUUAUUUCUGUCAUGAUCCUGAAAACAGGAUUGAUAUUGAUGAUGCUGUUUUGGUGCAGUGUGAUGAAACUUUCCUUGAAAAGGGUGAGUCAGGUGUGCUGGUAUAUUUCCAUGAUGAAGAUGGUAGAAGAAUUCCUUUUUGUUAUGGUGUUGGUGCGUAUUAUUACGAAAAGAUCUGCAACCCUGAGUAUGAGUACUGUUUAUGUUUCAAACUAGAUAUAGCUUUGGAAAAUUUAUUUGGUGAAGAGAACUGUGGCUGUUUCCAUGAGUGUGCGAAUGAUGUUUGAUUGUAGCUAAAACAUCUUCUCAUUUUUAAUUAUAUUUCAUUUAAUUAUAUAGCUAUCUAUAGCAUGCUACAUGGUAGACUGCAGUUCAUAUUAAAAGAAGUAUUAAAUAUCUCCUGAAUGAUUGAAAUCUAAAACAAAUCAUUGAGUACUGGUUCAUGUUAUAAAGCUAUCAUUACCUAAGACUCUCACGGUGGUAAUAGGCGACAAAGGAACACCUUAGAGAGAAAAUUCGCUCAUUUCUCCGUUUUAAAAAUCCUUUUGAAAGUUGAAACCAAUGACGUUUUUGUUUGAAGCCAAAAACUUGAUGUUCAUUGGAUAAAGGCAAAUCACUCAAAAUUAUUCCUCACUGUAUAGCCACCAAGAACCGUAUUUUGUGCAUUAAUUCAUGCAAAUAUUAUUUUCCAACAAUCAUGUCUAAAAACAUUAAAAAUUAACUAGACAAAGAUAUCCACAAUUGCAAUCGUUUGAAAUUCAAGAUUACAAAAGUAUGUAAAGAAUAAAAACACAAAUGCAAAUCCUGUUUUUUGGAUGAAUUUGGACGCAUUACGAGGCUAUGCUGAAGCAACAAAGCGAUACAGAGUAACAGAGUUCGACUUCCGAAUUUUCACUAGAAACUACACAAUGCAAGUUUUUUAAAAAGCUAUAUAAAUAUUUUAAUUGCAUGAAUAAAAACGGGCUGGCUUCAUUUUAGUUUCUUUUAACGUUUGUAAUAUUUUGAAAACAAACAUAGAAUGCUGUUAUAUAGUUGUAAAGUGAGACACAUUUCGUGAGCUUUCUUUUCCUAUGCAACACUGGCAAAUAAAACUUCAAUAUUGCAAAGAAA